Prosopis cineraria is the source of this 870-nucleotide messenger RNA. RefSeq lists its product as uncharacterized. The transcript has 3 exons. NCBI's taxonomy places the organism in Eukaryota, Viridiplantae, Streptophyta, Magnoliopsida, Fabales, Fabaceae. The record is from RefSeq and is a predicted model, not a curated record. Bases 1 to 870 code for a protein of 289 amino acids.
AUGGAUGGGUCUCCAUUGUCAUGGAGUGAGUUUAAGAGGAGAUUCUUCUCCUACUAUUUUCCUACCUCCUUCAGAGUUGAGAAAGAGGCUGAGUUCUAUCGGUUGCAACAAGGGAACAUGAAUGAAGAAGAGUUCAUAGCUAAGUUUAAUGAGUUGUCCAAAUACUCGACCUACUUGAGGAAUCAUAAUGAUGAUGAUCAGAGGUCUGCUAUUCUUAGUUAUGUGUUUGCUAUGAUAAGAGAAGAGGCUGAAGCUUCCCUGAAGCUUAUCCAUGGUAUGAUUUCUUUAAGUAAUCAACAAAUUUAUGUUUUAUUUGAUUCUGGUACCACUUACUCGUUUGUCUCCAAUGAGUGUGCACAAAGACUGAAAUUGCAUGUGGUUGAAAUGCCUUUCAUGAUGAAUGUGUCUACAUUGGCUGGUGCUUCAUUGUCUGCUAAUAGAGCAAUGUUUGAUUGUAUUAGAAAGAUAGUUUCAUUGCUAGUGUACAUGGCAACUACAAUGAAUAAUAAGACUACACAUUUUGUACCUGUUACUACUCUGGAGACUCCCAAGUUCAUAUUAGUAGUACAAAUGGAGAAAUCAAUAAAGGAAGGAUGUCAAGCUUUCAUCGUGUUUUGCUUAAUACAUGGAGUAUACGAUGGAGCAAUAGACAAGAUUGGAGUUGUCAAUAAGUUUCCUAAGGUGUUUGCAGAUGAAGUGUCAGGAUUGCCACCAAAGAGGGAGAUUGAGUUCUUAAUCGACUUGGUACCUGGUACAGAGCCAAUCUCUAAGGCUCCAUAUCGGAUGGCUCCAACAAAAUUAAAUGAGCUUAAGAAGCAGCUAGAGGAGUUAUUAGAGAAGGGAUUGAUUAGACCUAGUGUUUCACAUUAG